Fopius arisanus is the source of this 2593-nucleotide messenger RNA. Its product is annotated as protein mothers against dpp. The record is from RefSeq and is a predicted model, not a curated record. NCBI's taxonomy places the organism in Eukaryota, Metazoa, Arthropoda, Insecta, Hymenoptera, Braconidae. The transcript has 2 exons. The coding region runs from base 636 to 2021 and encodes 461 amino acids. Gene Ontology annotation, molecular function: RNA polymerase II cis-regulatory region sequence-specific DNA binding; I-SMAD binding; DNA-binding transcription factor activity, RNA polymerase II-specific. Gene Ontology annotation, biological process: BMP signaling pathway; SMAD protein signal transduction; transforming growth factor beta receptor signaling pathway. Gene Ontology annotation, cellular component: heteromeric SMAD protein complex.
UUAACCUCGUUAUCUGAACCGAUGAAUAAAUAAAUAAGCCAACCAUCCCAUAUUCCUUCAAGUAAACGUUUUGGAGUAAAUUGUAGCGACAUUGUCUAGGUUGACCAAACGAAAGAAAAUAAAGUUAACCUCAUGCAGGAUAAGUUGAACAUUCAUAUUAAUGAAUGAUUUCCAUUAACUAAUUGACCCGCCUAAGUGGAUCUGACAAAUGGGUGUAAUUAUCAAAUGGUACUCAUCAAUUCUAAUCCAAAUAUAAUGAACCUAAUUAAAAGGUCGAGUUGGUUCUAACAGUGUGUAUGCUGAGUGGAUUUAACAUAUUAUAGCACUAAGAUUUCUGCAAAGCAUGAAAUAAAUGCUUGGCGGAAAAAUUUUGUAAAAACAUUUAGCCAUUUGUAUGGAAAUAGGCAGACCGCCUAUUCUGUCCGAAGCAGUUUGCAGAAUCACACGGAUGGAUGUAAUUUAAUGCCUUUUGGAACACGAUCUGCAAAGUUUAAUGAGUGAUUUAAUACUUUUCUCUAAAAUAUAUAAGAGUGGACACUGUCAAUCGAAUUCUCACCGUGCUCGUAACAAUAACUGCAAAUCCAAAGUGUUAUCAUUAAUAGAAGGUAGCAAUAAAUAUCUGGAAUAGUAGAAACAUGACAGAAAUAGCUUUUUGUCGGUCCGGAGCAUUUGCCACUUUCAACAGUCUGUUUUCUUCAACAACGCCAGCCGUGAAGAAACUCUUAGGAUGGAAGCAAGGAGAUGAAGAGGAGAAAUGGGCAGAAAAAGCAAUCGAAUCGUUGGUGAAGAAGUUGAAAAAGACGAAGGGAGCAUUUGAAGAGUUGGAACGGGCCUUAAGCAAUCCCGGAGUUCCAAGUAAAUGUGUGACCAUUGCUAGAAGUUUAGAUGGGAGACUCCAAGUGUCUCAUCGUAAGGGAUUACCGCACGUAAUUUAUUGUCGCGUUUGGAGAUGGCCUGAUUUAUUGUCUCCGCAUGAAUUGAAGCCUCUGGACAUAUGUCAGUUUCCGUUUGGUGCUAAACAGAAAGACGUCUGUGUUAAUCCUUACCAUUACAAAAGAGUUGAAAGUCCAGUAUUACCACCGGUUUUGGUGCCGAGGCAAUCUGAAUAUCCACCAGGGCACGCUAUGUUGCCUUGUCAUCAAGAUCCAGAGUCGACAAUGCCCCAUAAUGUCGCCUAUACUUUGAAUGGAUUUAAUUCUGGGGGGAGAACCAUUUCCAAUGUUUCCGGUCACGAUCCAAUGUCAACAGUGUCGUCUGAGGCAUUAACCAGUCCUUAUCCUUAUGCCUCUUUUAAUACCAAUGAGACACCUCCACCUGCUUAUGCAUCUUCUGAAGAAGGUUCUCUGUGCGGAAAGUCGUCUUCUCCUGAUUUCCAUUCGUUAGACAUGCACGAUGGUUAUUUGGAUCCAGUGUCUUUUGAGGAGACUAAGGUUUGGGCGAGAAUUGCUUAUUACGAGUUAAACACGAGAGUUGGAGAAAUGUUUCAUUGUGAAUCCAAGUCGAUUAUUAUUGAUGGAUUUACUCAUCCAGAAAAGAAUUCUUCAAGAUUCUGCCUAGGACAACUUUCAAAUGUUAAUCGUAACUCUACCAUUGAGAAUACAAGAAAACAUAUUGGAAAAGGAGUGUAUCUGUGUUAUGUUGGCGGAGAGGUUUAUGCCGAGUGUUUGUCCGACUCAUCGAUCUUUGUACAAUCCAGUAACUGUAAUUAUCGUCAUGGCUUUAAUCCCAGCACUGUUUGCAAGAUAGUUCCCGGAUGCUCGUUGAGAAUUUUUAAUAAUGCCGAAUUCUCAGAUCUACUCUCAAAAAGGGUUUACGAAGGAUAUGAGGCUGUUUAUGCAUUGACAAAAAUGUGUACUAUAAGGAUGUCAUUUGUGAAAGGUUGGGGAUCAGAUUACCAUCGCCAAGACGUUACCUCAACCCCCUGCUGGAUAGAAAUCCAUUUAAAUGGACCACUGCAGUGGUUAGACAAAGUUUUGACACAGAUGGGACCACCACCAAAUCGUAUUAGUUCUGUAUCAUAAUCCCAACAAUACUUGCUAAAUUUAUCAUUGCUCAUUCACGUAAUUACGAACUCGAUACAAACUGUACAUAUUGUGAAUUAUAUAGUUUUUAAUUGAUAGUGAAAAAGAUUCGAUACUUGUAAUACAUGUAUGAGCAAUACAAUAUAUACUGUCUAGACUAUUAAUGUGAUAUUUCAUGGCAAAUAAUGGCAAAUCACUCAUCCAUCACAAAUAUGACAGUAUUGGUUGUUUACUAAUUCUUCUAAAAUCUCCACGAUCUUCGCCCGCGCCAUCAUUUCUAUCGCGACUUUUUCAUGCUGAUCAAAUAAACUUUUUCAGCCACUAUUGUAUUCAUGUCUUACCCGAUAUUCGCAGAUAUCGUCGAGAUUUUGUAUAGGAAAAAGAAUAUAAUUUUGCCGAAAUUAAAAAAACAAUUAUUACUGCCACAGUAAUAAUAGUAAUAAUAGUAAUAGUUUUUUUAAUUUCGGCAAAAUUCUAUGUUUUCAUCUUCAAACUCCGUCAAGUGUGGACAUCAGGAUGAAUUUUAUCAGCCGUUAUUCAAUUGAUUCGGAUAAUUUUUGUUAUGUUAUCAU